GGGUGACGUACGGUGUAGCGGCGCAGGAGGAAGGAUCUAAUAAGCGUUGGUUGGUUAAAAAAAAUAAAAAGUUUUCUCUCAGGUUAAAACAACGACCCAAGUAGUGUCCGUUAAAGCAGACUAGAUGGACCCAAACAAGCCGCCCAGCCCUUCUCCGAUGGCGUGGACCGAGGGGAAGCCCUAUGCGGGUCAGUAUCUUCCUCCUCCAUACAACGGCGCUGACAAUCCGGGACCUCCACCUCAGCCCGGCCCGGGGUACCCACCGCUGCCGCAGUAUGGAGCAGGAUACGGGCAGCCGCAGUACCCCAUGGGCGAGCCGUACUCAGGACAGCCAGGCAUCAUCACUGUCCAGCCCGUCAUAACUGUGACUCAGCCUCUGGCGAUCCCGGUCAACGACUACCUGGGCUUCUCCAUCUUCACCCUGCUGUGCUGCUGCCUGCCUCUUGGCAUCGCUGCCCUCAUCUACUCCAUCUCAGCGCGUGAAGCCAACAGCAGGGGCAACCGACCAGCUGCAGAGCGCUACAGCUCCACUGCCAAGACACUGAACCUUGUGGCCCUGAUUCUUGGGGUUUUAGCCAUAAUAUCAAGUGUGGUCAUCAUAGCUGUUUCUCUUGCUCUUUACUAAAUCAGUGUCUCUCUCAUAUUUCUGGUUCUCGUGCUCCUUUCUACAUCCAAUAACCAGGUGACAUUAGGAGCGCUUUAAGUCUAUUUUUGAAUCUCUUUUAAAGUUCUGUUUUAUUCAGCUGAAGCUAAAGGAACCUUUCACUGCUUGUCCUGCUGUAUUAAAUGCUCUGAAUAAGGGUGUAGUCUUUGUUUGCCAUUUAUAUCAGAAUCAAAUGUUUAUGUUUAAUAUUCCACAGAAUGAAUAAACAUAAACAUCAUGAACACACACACUCAUAAAAUCAGUAACCUGAUUAACCUCUCUGGUUAUUCUGGGUAUUUGUUGUAGACUCUGGAUUUUACUCCAUAUUUCUAUGUGUGCAGUCAAUUCAAAUAAAAUAUUUUAUUUUUA
Molecule: messenger RNA, 1012 nt
Organism: Nothobranchius furzeri (turquoise killifish)
Lineage: Eukaryota; Metazoa; Chordata; Actinopteri; Cyprinodontiformes; Nothobranchiidae
Product: interferon-induced transmembrane protein 1
Cellular component (GO): membrane
Source: RefSeq, a predicted model, not a curated record